Limulus polyphemus (Atlantic horseshoe crab) is the source of this 9233-nucleotide messenger RNA. RefSeq lists its product as uncharacterized. The transcript has 7 exons. The record is from RefSeq and is a predicted model, not a curated record. Gene Ontology annotation, cellular component: membrane. Bases 91 to 7884 code for a protein of 2597 amino acids. Lineage: Eukaryota; Metazoa; Arthropoda; Merostomata; Xiphosura; Limulidae.
ACAGAAAAAAAUAUCACGACUUCUGAGGAUAAUGUCCUCGUCGAACACAGUGACGAACUGUUAGGUACUCUUGCAACUGAUGAAAAUAUCAUGUCUUCUGAGGAUAAUGUCCUCACUGGAAACAGCAAAGAACUAUUAGGCACUCCUGUAAUUAAUGAAAAAGCUACGUCUUCUGAAGAUAAUUUCUUCAUUAUACACAGCAAAGAACUAUUAGAUACUCCUAGAAUGGACAGAAAUAUCACGUCUUUUCAGGACAUUGUCCUCACUGAGCAUAGUGAAGAAAUGUUAGGUACUUCUGCAACUGACAAAUAUAUCGCUUCUUCUGAGGAUAAUGCCUUCCUCAAACACAACAAAGAACUGUUAGGUACUCCUGCUAUUGACAAAAAUAUCACGUCUUCUGAUGAUAAUGUCUUCACCGAACACAGUGAAGAACUAAUGAGAACUCCUUCCAUUAAUGAAAAAGCUAUGUCUUCUGAGGACAAUGUCCCCGGUGAACAUAGUGAAGAACUGUUACAUGUUCCUACAACUGACGAAGAAAUCACGUAUGCUGAAGAUAAUGCUGUCACCGUACAAAUUAAAGAGCCGAUAGGUACUCCUGCAACUGACAAAAAUAUCAUGUUUACCGAGGAUAAUACCAUCACAGAAUGCAACAAAGAGUUGUUAGUAACAUAUGCAACUGACAAACAUAUCAUGUUUACUGAAGAUAAUGGCCCUAGUGAGCACAGUAACAAAAUUUCUGAUGAUUCUGCAAUUGAUGAAAGUAUCCCGUCUUGUGAAGAUAACGCCUUUAAUGAACACAGUGAAGAAGUGUUAAACAUUCUUUCAACUAACGAAAACAUAAUGUCUUUUAUGGAUAAUGAGUUAACUGAACAUAGCAAAGAAACAUUAGCGUCUAUUACUUCUUCGGCAUACGACAAUGUUACUUCGUUUGAAAGUAAUUUUCCAACAGGAAAUAUUAGCAAACUGUUACCUACUAUGAAAAAGAGUGGAAGUAUAGAAGCUUACAACAACGAUAUCGUUAUCGAACAGGCUCAAAGGUCUUCAACUACUUCGGAACAUUUAGGCAGUUAUGAAGUAGACGUGAAUGUAGCUUCUGAAGUCGACUUAAAAGUAGUUCCUCAAUUAGACGUGAAUGUAGUUCCUGAAGCCAGCGUUUUAGCAGUUCCUGAAUUAAACGUCAAUACAAUUCAUAAGGAAGACGAGAAUGUACCUUCUGAAGUCGGCUUAAAUGUAGUUCGUGAAUUAGAUGUGAAUUUAACUGAUGAAGUUAAAAUGAACGUAGUAAGUGACGAAGACGUGAAUGUAGCUCCUGAAGUCAACAUGAAUGUAGCUCCUGAAGUCAACCUGAAUGUAGUUUCUGAAUUAGAUGUUAAUGAAGUUUCUGAAGAAGACACGAAUUUAGUUCAUGAAAAAGGCGCAAAUGUUACUUUUGAAGACAGCGCGAAUAUAGUACAUGUAGUAGACAUAAAUUUGGUUCCUGAAGAAGACGUGAAUGUGCAUCGUACAAUCAGUGUGAAUGCAGUUCCUGAAUUAGACGUAAACAUACUUCAAGCAAGAGACAUUAAUGUCGCUUCUGAAAUCCACGUGAAUGCAGUUCCCGAAGCUCACGUGAAUGUAGCUCCUGAAGCCAAUGUUAGUGUAGUAGCUGAAGUAGGCAUUAAUAAAUCUCCUGAAGUAGAAAUGAAUUUAGUGCAUGAUGUAGACAUAAAUGUAGUCCCGGAAGUCGACAUGAACGUAGUUCCUGAAUUAGAUGUGAAUGCAGUCCCUGAAGAAGACGUGAACGUAGCCACUGAAGAUGACAUGAAUAUAGUAGAUGAAGUAAACGGGAAUAAAGAUCUUGAAAUAAGCGAGAGUAUGAUUCCCAAAGUUGGCGUGAAUGUAGUUCCUGAAGUUAGCGAUAAAGGAGUUCCUGAGUUAAAUAUGAUUGAAGUUCCUGAACGAGACUUGAAUGUAGUAGAUGAAGUUGACGUGAAUAAAAUUCUUGAGGUUGACGUGAAUGCAGUUCCUGAAGUUAGCGAUAAAGGAGUUCCUGAGUUAAAUAUGAUUGAAGUUCCUGAACGAGAAUUGAAUGUAUUAGAUGAAGUUGACGUGAAUACAAUUCUUGAGGUAGACGUGAAUGUAGUACCUGAAAUUGAAAUUAAUGUAGCUUCUAAAGUCGGGCUUAAUAUAAAACCCGAUAUAGACGUCAAUUCAAUUCAUGAAGAAGACGUGAAUGUAGUUCCUGUUUUAGACGUGAAUGUAGCUACUGACGAUGGCGUAAAUGCAGUUCUUAAAGCCGACGGGUACGUAAUUUCUGAAAUAGACGUAAAUGAAGUUCCUGAAGCCAGCGUGGAGAAAACUUCUGAAGUCGACGUGUAUGUAGUUCCUGAAUUAGACGAGAACGUAGUUCAUGAAGAAGACACGAAUAUAACAUCUGAAGUUGACGUGAAUGUAGUUCCUGAAUUAGACAUGAAUGUAGCUCCUGGUAUUGGCGUGAAUGCAGUUCUUAAAGCCGAUGGGUUCGUAGCUUCUGAAGUAGACGUAGAUGAAGUUACUGAAGCUACCGUGGAUAAAGCUUCUGUAGUCAAUGUGUAUCUAGUUCCUGAUGUUGACGUGACUGUAGCCACUGAAGUCGGCAUUAAUGUGGUAGAUGAAGUUGACGAUAAUGUGAUUUCUGAAGUUGGCGUGAAAAUACUACCUGGAGUGGACGCGAAUGAAGUUCUUGAAGUCAGCGUGAAUGCAGUUCCUGAAUUGGAUAUGAAUGAAGUUCUUGAAGUUUACGUGAAUGCAGUUCCUGAAGCUGAAAUUAAUGUAGCUUCUGAAGUCGGCGUGAAUGUUGUUUCUAAAGACGUGAAUGUAGCUUCUGAAGUCAUAAUGAAUAUAGUACCAGAAGUAGACAUGAAUAUAGUUCAGGAAGAAGAUACGAAUAUAACUUCUGAAGUCAGAAUGAAUACAGUAAAAGAAGUAAACACAUAUGUAGUUCCUGAAGAAGUGAAUGUAGUUUCUGAAUUAGACGAGAACAUAGUUCAUGAAGAAGGCACGAAUAUAACUUCUGAAGUUGACGUGAGAGUAGUUCCUGAAUUAGACGUGAAUAUAGCUUCUGAAGUCAAAAUGAAUAUAGUAACAGAAUUAGACAUGAAUGUAGUUCCUGAAGAAGAAGUGAAUGUAGCUUUUGAAUUAGACGAGAACAUAGUUCAUGAAGAAGACACGAAUAUAACUUCUGAAGUUGAUGUGAGAGUAGUUCCUGAAUUAAACGAGAAUGUAGCCAUUGAAGAUGAAGUAGACAUGAAUAAAGUUCUUAAAGCCGAUGGGUUCGUAUCUUCUGAAGUAGACGUAGAUGAAGUUCCUGAAGCUAGCGUGGAUAAAACUUCUGAAGUCGACGUGUAUGUAGUUCCUGAAGUUGACGUGAAUGUAGCCACUGAAGAUGAAAUAGACGUGAGUAAAGUUCUUAAACUUGACGAAAAUGUAAUUCCUGAAGUUGGUGUAAAUGAAGUCCUUGGAGUCAGUUUGAACGUAGUUCCUAAAGUAGAUUUGAACGUAGGUUCUGAAUACGAAGUGAAUAUAGUACGUGAAGCAGACGUGAAUGUAGCUCCUGAAGGCGGCCUGAAUGAAGUUUAUGACGUAAACGUAUAUGAAAUUCCAGAAAAAGACAUGGUUGUAGCUGCUGAAGUUGGUUUGAAUACUAUUCUUGAAGCAGAUGGGUACGUAGCUUCUGACGUAGACGUGACUGAAGUUCCUGAAGUCGAAGUUAAUGAAGUUUCUAAAGUUGACACGAGUUUAGUUCCUGAAGUUGAUGUAUCUUCUGAAAUCGACGUGAAUGUAGACCCAGAAGUUGACGUUAAUGUAGCAUAUUUAGUUGGCGUAAAUAUAACUCCUGAAGUCGACGUAGAUGCACAUUCUGGAAUUAACAUGAAUAUAUUUCCCAAGGUUGACUUGAAUGUAGCUUCUGAAGUUGAGAUGAAUGUAGUUUCACAUGAGAAUAAGGUUCUUAUACUACAUACUGGAGAAUCAUUUACACCUUUUACAAUAGAAGAAAAUGCAAAUUCUUCAAAAUAUUGUGCACCAAAAAAACAUGAAGAACCUUUAGAUUCCCUUUGUGCGGAUAUAAAUACAAAUUCUUCUGAUGAUACUGCAUCUAUGAGACACGUUGAAGGAAUCUUAGCAACUUAUUCAUCAGAUGACAUCGCUACAUGUUAUAAUGAUGAUGAAUAUGGUGUCAUUUCAAAAGAUGGUGUGAGUUCUUUAAAUCCUUCUACAGUAAAGGAUAACGACAUUUCUUAUGAGAACACUGCUGUUGCUGAAAAUGAGGAAUCGGAACCUACUUCUUUAUUUAAAAAGAGUUUUACUGCUGAUGAAAAUGACGUAUUAACAAAACAAAAUGAGGAACAUGAUAUCAGUUGUCUGACAGAAAACGCUACAAUUCCAUUAACUGUUUGUGAAGUUUAUGCUAACUACUUUCAAAACUUCGCGUCUGAAGAACCUUCUACAAAUGAUGAAAAUGCUAAUGGUUAUGAGGAUAUAAAACUGUUUGACAAACCAUUAGGUUCAUCUCAAACAGACGACAGAGUCGCCUGUUAUGUUGAUGUUGGGCCUAUGAAUACCAAUGUCGUAGAUGCGAGGGUCAUUCCCGACAAGAAUGGUGUACUUAGAGAGCAUAAUGGACAAAUAUUGGCUACUUCUGGAUGUGAGAAUAAUCAUAUAAUCAAAGAAGGGAGGUCUGAAGCUGUUUCUGAAAUCAGCGAAACUAAAAAUUCAUGUGAAGAAUAUGACCUAACCAAACAAAGCGAAAGAGCAUUAGGUAUUUUUACAACGGAUGAUAUUGAAACAUCCAAUGAACAUAUUGCUUUCGAAGAAAACACCAAAGAAAAUAAAAAGAAACUUGAAGAACCUUUAACUCUUUUCAAAAUGCAAGAAAACGAAUUAAGUCAAAAUAAUAAUUCUGACGAGUCUAAUGUGAUUACAGAAGAGUCUUCACAACCAGGUGAUAUUCCUGAAAUUGUUGAAAGUUUUAUUUCGACAGAAAACAAAGUUUUGGUUAAAAAUAUCAAAGAACCGUUAAAAUCUUUUAUACUUGAUGGUAAUGUAUUUUCUUAUGAAGAUACUUUACUCCCUGAACAGACUGAGAAACAGUUACCAAUCCCUUUAGAAGAAGAUAUCAGUAAUUGUAAGAACCAGGAUUUUAUAGAAGGGUUGCCUUUCUCUUCUGUAGAAGAAGAUUUUACUUGUUGCAAGAACCAAGAUUCUACAGAACAUAUUGAAGAGGAGUUGUCCUUCUCUUCUGUAAGAGAGCCUGACGAGGAUUCCACUUUUUAUAAGAUUCAGGAUCCUACAAAGCAUAUUGAAGAGGAAUUGUCCUUCUCUUCUGUUAGAGAGCCUGAAGAGGAUUCCACUUUUUAUAAAAUUCAGGAUCCUACAAAGCAUAUUGAAGAGGAUUUCAUUUUUUAUAAGAGUCAGGAUCCUACAAAGCAUAUUGAAGAGGAAUUGUCCUUCUCUUCUGUUAGAGAGCCUGAAGAGGAUUCCACUUUUUAUAAAAUUCAGGAUCCUACAGAACAUAUUGAAGAGGAGUUGCCCUUCUCUUCUGUAAGAGAGCCUGAAGAGGAUUGCACUUUUUAUAAGAGUAAGGAUCCUAUAGAGCAUAUUGAAGAGGAGUUGCCCUUCUCUUCUGUUAGAGAGCCUGAAGAGGAUUCCACUUUUUAUAAGAGUCAGGAUUCUACAGAGCAUAUUGAAGAGGAGCUACCUGUCUCUUCUGUAGAAGAAAAUUUCAAUUAUUAUAAGAACCAUGAUUCAACAGAACGCAUCAAUGAGGAAGUACGCGUAUCUUCUGUAGAAGAGGAUUUGAAUAUUUAUAAUCACCAGGAUUCUACAGAAUAUAUUGAUGAGAAACUAUAUACCUCUUCUGCAGACGAAGGUUUUAGUAAUCGUAAGAACCAAUAUCUUACAGAGUAUAUUUAUGAUGAAGAAGAUUUUAGUUUUUGCAAGAGUCGGGGUUUUACAGAACAGGUUGAUGUGGAGCCAACUGUCAAGUCUGUUGAAGAAGAAUCCCAUAUCGAUUUAUCAUCGCCCAACUUUUCAACAGAUGAUAAUAAAAUAUGUUUUGGUGAUAAUGCUGUCACCGAUGCAAUUGAAGAACAUUCAUGUUCUUCCAUAUUUAAUCAAAAUAUUAAAUCUUUUGACGAUAAGUUCAAUGAAAAACAGUUUGAACAGCCAUCAUUUACUUUUGGAAUUGGAGAUAUUACUGCUUCUUGUGAGAACGUUAUCUUUUCAGAUCAAAUUCAAGAACGAGGGCAUGAAUUUCAAGUUAAUGAGAAUGUAAUAUCUUAUGAAGAUCAUCUUGUGGAACAGAAUGAAAGCCAAUUACAUCUUUUAGAGGAAUAUAAAAAUCACAUUUCAAACAACAGUGGUGUUCUUACAAAUCAGGCUGAAAAUCCAGUAGUUACGACUGGAGUAGAAAAGGAUGUUAUUUUUUCAGAUCAUGGCACACCACGAGAAACAGUCACUACCAUUAUGCAGACAGUUGAUGAUAUUUCCGGACAACACACGUUUAAACAGGCAGACCAAUGCUCAGUUAGUAAAUACGAAAGUUUUAGAAAAGAGUUAGAAACUUAUUUUCAUACUGAGGCAACAAACAGCGAAAGACUGGGCUUUGCUUUAGUAGAUGAAGAUCUAGAUUCUAGUGAGCACAAAUUUAUUGAAAUAGAACAUUCGUGCGAACCAAAGAAAGACGCUCCUAGUCCUCGAGAUACAGUAGAAACAACGACUGAAAAAUUUAUUACUUCUGUAGUUGAAAAUAUUGUGACACAAGCUAUCCAUAUUGCUCAAGCAAAUGAAAAUGUUACGAAAAGAACGGAAACAAUAAAACCACCCAAUAUUUGUGUUCGCGUUGAUGAAGUUGUUUCCUAUAGUUGUGAAAAUGAGCAUUUAGAAACAUCAAGGUGUUUAUCCCCGGUAACUUCUCCAGAUAAACAAAACACAAGAUUAUGUUCACCAGAAAAUGAAUUAUAUUUAGGUUGCAAUAUAGCAGAAGAGUCACCUAAUAUACCGUUUGAAGAAGAAAGAAACUCGUUAUGUGAAAUUAAAGAAAUUCCAUCGAAUAUGAAAGAAGUAACGUUACCGUUUCUUGUUGCGGAGCAAACAGCUUUACCAGAAUCAAAAGCCUUCCAGAACCAACAAGAGGCACGCCAAACAAAGGAGGCCUCUAAUCAAAUCGAACUGGAAAAUAUCCAAGAGGUUUGGAGGGAGCUGGAAGAAGUAUUAGAAAGAUUAAAGAAAACAGAAAUUAAGCUUGCAGAAAUACAUCUUAUGGAAUCAGAAUAUGAUGAUGAGUUGAUUUCACACAUGUAUAGAAAAUAUAUGGAUAUCCACCAAGAUUUAGAAAAAUAUGAGUCAAUGAUGCAUCGUGCCCAACAGAACAUCAUCUUACUGACUGACGAAUACAACACUUUAAAAACGAGUAAUAUAGAUGAUGAGUUACCGUGGGACGCAAAUAACGAAAUUGAUUUGUUACAACAAAAGAUAGAGGAUAUGAUGGCACGAGUUACUGCGUCACGAGACAACUGUAACAGACUCAUUUGGCAAUUGGAGGAUAAAUUGAAAGAUAAAAGUAAUCCACAAAUGAUAAUUUUUCAAGAUCUAUCAAACGCAAGGGCCAGCACUUUGGAUCUAAGUAACGAAACGAGCAAUCUCUUAGAAGACGAAAACCAAGAUUUACAGAACAGAAGCAUCCGACAACGCUUGUCCGACAUGUUUUGGAAAUCACUUCCUCUCCAACUGUUCCUUCUCGUAGGUUUCGGACUAGCGAGUCUUUUCCCCAAAUCAGAAGACCAACUGACCUGCGCACUAAUCAAUAACUACGGCCAAUCAAUGGAGCUCAUGCUACAUUAUCCACAUGGACCUCCCCCAGUGUAAAGUCAGCCAACAGAUUUAAAUCAAUAAAUAUAAAUUAACGAAUGGUGAUUCGCCAGACAUUUACGCCUUGAUUUUAUUUGUGAUUUGAUGUUCGUGACAAGGUAUAAAAGUCUGAUUUUCGACUUUCAGUUUGUGUUCACCAAACUUUUAUACUUUAAUUGUGUAUUUCGUGUAUUUACCUGGAUAGGCAAUCUUCAUGAAUAUGAAGUGUUGUGGUAUGUCUUAUCCUUGACUGCACAGUGAACUUUGGGUCACUGUCCUGUAAGUCACGAAGGAAAUUUUUCCUAUGGAAUGUCCCAGAUUUUCCUUCCAUUUUGUGUUUUUCAGAGUAUUCUAUGAUGGCUUUAGUGAUUUUCUUGGUGAAGCCAUUAUUAAUCUGUGAAAAUCUGAGUCUUCCUAAUAUGCAAAAGUUUUAUUAGCGUGACUUAUAAGAACUGGAUGUUCACGUGACAUAAUACUUGAUAUAUUUCUUAUCCUGUUCAAGCUCUUGUAAUUUAAUCCUAAUAAUUGGGAAGGAUCAUAAUUACUUUUUACUCAAUCAAUAUGUAAGUGUUGAAAUAGUAGAAUAAUUAUUUGUUCUACAUAUGUUAACUUUUUUCGAUUAGUUUAUUUUGUUCUUACUUUUCAUGGCUGGAUCAUGAAAGUUUAUUUACACAAUAGCCGUACUUAAAAUACGUACCACGUGUAGUACAUAUAGUUAAGACAUAUAUCUUUAGUAAUAUCAUUGCAUAAAAACUAUUGUUUGACCUAUCGAAACGUUACUAAUUCUUAGCCAAUAGCAUGAUUAUAUGUUGACAAAUUGUUUUCCAGCAAGCAAUAUACAUGCUCGUCUCGUUUAAGGGCAUUCAUAUAUAUAUAUACCACCAUUAUCUGGAUGUGCCAAUUUGAACAGUUAUUAAAAUUACGAUUCACAAUGUUUUUCUCGUUUAUAACAUUUAUUUUCUAAUAUUAUAAAUGUGUUAUAUAGGUUGAGUUUUUGAUUUCAAUAGUUUUAGUUUGUGUGAUUUGUAAGAAAAGUAGUCAGAGUAUAACAUUUUUGUUUUGUACUUAUGUAUAUAUUUUUUUCACAAUUUUGAAGGCCAUAGAUAUAUGCUCACAAGCCCUUUGCCAUUUAUCUAUGGCACAAAUAUUUAAAGCAAAUGUAGAUUUAAACGCCAGGAUGAAUCCUUUGUUUCCUUAUGCAGUUAACAAAGUUUCCAUAACUACCGAGAUUUGUAGGCGCAGCUUUUUAAAAUGUUUUCUUAAAAAUUGUUUUUCGAUGAGGCAAUACUUAGAUAACUUUUGUUUUUUGACAUUAAAUAUUUUGUUAUAUUUACCUUGUUACCGUCUGAAAAAUAAAAUUUGAUGUU